Messenger RNA from Nelumbo nucifera (sacred lotus), 2873 nucleotides. Its product is annotated as WD repeat-containing protein PCN. The record is from RefSeq and is a predicted model, not a curated record. Gene Ontology annotation, biological process: meristem maintenance; meristem growth. Gene Ontology annotation, molecular function: protein binding. Lineage: Eukaryota; Viridiplantae; Streptophyta; Magnoliopsida; Proteales; Nelumbonaceae.
GAACACUCGCCCUAAAGCACAAAACCCUGCAAUCGCCGCGUUUAAACCCCUAAAGCCCUCACCUUUCGCGGUAGCCUUCUCUUCUGCCGGCCUCCAACUCAAUCGAAACGGUCGCGACACAGAUGGACACAUAGACAGAAACGAAACGCGAUAAGGGCUGGACUGGUGCUCGAAUCGUGUCGGAGGUGAUGGUGAUGAGUUUUAGUAGGUUGCGAAGAGGAUAUUUCUAGGGCUCGCUCUUGCUUUGCGGAAAUGCUGGAGGUUUACAGGAGCAGCAGUUCCAUCGAGUGGAAACCAUCUCCCGUCGUAGCUCUCGCCACAAGUGUCGACGACUCCCAGGUCGCUGCAGCUCGCGAAGAUGGCUCUCUUGAGAUUUGGCUCGUCUCCCCCGGUUCUGUUGGUUGGCACUGUCAGCUGACAAUCCAUGGAGACCCUAACUCCAGAAUAUCUUCCCUAGUUUGGUGCCGUUCGAAUUCAAAACGUUUGCCUUCUGGUCGGUUGCUGUCAUCAAGUAUUGAUGGAUCAAUUUCGGAGUGGGAUCUUUUCGACUUGAAGCAGAGGACAGUGCUAGAUUCUAUUGGAGUAUCGAUCUGGCAGAUAGCUGUUGAACCUGAUGAUUCACAUUCUAGACAAUAUGAUUCUCAACAUGCAAUUAAUGGAUAUGCAAAUGAUGAAGAUGGAACUGUUGACAAUGAUGAAACCAGUGAAAGUGAUGAAGAUUCUGACUCCGUUGAGCUUCAUUUGCAACCAUCUGCUAAAGAUCCACGCAUAGCCAUUGGAUGUGAUGAUGGUUGUGUACGGAUAUACAUUGUUUCUGAUUCAGAUGAAUUAACUUAUAGUAGAACAAUGCCUAGGGUUAGUGGGCGUGUUUUAAGUGUUGCUUGGAGCAUUGAUGCAAAACUAAUAUUCUCAGGGAGUAGUGAUGGGUUUAUUAGGUGCUGGGAUGCCACAUUAGCUCAUGAGGUUUAUAGGAUAACAGUUGGACUUGGAGGCUUGGGUGGUGGACAUGAGCUUUGUGUAUGGUCAUUACUUGCCUUAAGGUGUGGGACCCUAGUUAGUGCUGACAGUACUGGUAGUGUCCAGUUUUGGGACAGUCAACAUGGAACUCUAUUGCAGGCUCACUCUUUCCAUAAGGGGGAUGUCAAUGCUUUGGCAACAGUUCCUAGGCAUAACAGGGUGUUCUCUGCUGGUUCUGAUGGCCAGGUAAUUCUAUAUAAGCUCUCUGCUGACUCAGUUGGAUCUGGUAAUGAGAAGUCCUCUACUGAAGUAAGAAAGAAAUGGGUCUAUGUUAGUUAUCUAAGAGCUCAUACCCAUGAUGUGAGGGCCUUGACUGUGGCGGUACCUAUUAGCAAAGAAGAUCCACUGCCCGGUGAAAAGGUAAGAAGGAUUCGUGGUCGAGAUAAGCCCACUGAUUUCAGUUACCGAAAAUGGGCCCAUCUGGGAGUACCCAUGCUUAUCUCAGCUGGUGAUGACACAAAGCUCUUUGCUUACUCUGCCAAGGAGUUCACCAAGUUCUCUCCACAUGAUAUCUGCCCUGCACCUCAGAGAGUGUCGAUUCAGUUAGUGCUUAAUACUCUACUCAGUGGAUCUCCUUUGAUUCUAAUCCAGUGCUCAAGCUGGUUGGAUAUUUUGUAUGUUCAUGUAAAGAGUGGUGCAAAUCCUAGCAAGGGUUCUCGAGGGCUUGCAACCACUGACUUGCUGGCUCGAGUUAAAAGUAAGGCAUCUCGGAAGAUUAUUUGCAGCACCAUCUCAAAUACGGGGGUGUUAUUUGCUUAUUCUGACCAUGCAAAACCUAGUCUAUUUGAACUGAAAAGGUGUGAAAGUGGAAAGAGUGCAUGGGCAGUCAAUAAAAGGCAACUACCUCGACAACUCCCAUUUGCUCAUUGCAUGCUUUUCAGUUCUGAUUCUUCUCGUUUGAUGAUAGCAGGCCAUGAUAGAAAGAUAUAUGUUGUGGAUGUGGUAACCACUGAACUUUUGCACACGUUUACACCUUGCCGCAAGGAAGAUGGUGAGGAUUUGCCACCUAGUGAGCCUCCCAUAACAAGAAUGUUUACCAGUUCAGAUGGGCAAUGGCUCGCUGCCAUUAACUGCUUUGGAGAUAUAUACAUCUUCAAUCUAGAGACACAAAGGCAGCACUGGUUCAUAUCCAGAUUGGAUGGGGCUUCUGUCACAGCUGGUGGAUUUCCUCCCAGGAAUAGUAACGUGCUAAUUCUAACCACCUCUUCAAAUCAAGUUUAUGCAUUUGAUGUAGAGGCCAAACAGCUAGGGGAAUGGUCAAGGCGCCACACGUUUGUUUUACCAAGAAGAUUUCAGGAAUUUCCAGGAGAGGUUAUUGGCCUCUCCUUUCCGCCCUCUUUGAGUUCAACUUCUGUGAUUAUCUACAGUACCAGGGCAAUGUGCUUGAUCGACUUUGGGAUGCCAGUAGAUUUAGAUGGUGAUAUUGGCUUGAGCAAUGGCUUGGAUUUUUCACAGAAGUUAGUAGAUUCUCCCAGUAAAGUAAAAGCAAAGCGGAAACGGGAGAAAUCUGCUGUAGAUCUUAAACUUAAUGCUAGAAGGAAUUUUGAUUUUGUUGCUUUCAGGGACCCUGUUUUGUUUAUUUCACAUUUAUCUGAAAAUUCCAUCUUGGUCAUUGAAAAACCAUGGAUGGAAGUAGUUAGGUCUUUUGACAUAGCCCCUGUUCACAGACAUAUAUUUGGUACCUGAUCACUAUUAUUGACGAUGGUAGUUCACAGAAAAUAAGGGAAUCCAACUAGGUGCAAGGGUCCCUUAAUUUUUCCCUUUCUUUCUUCUUUAUUGUCUCCGGGGGCCGAAAGCAUGUUGUGUAAAAUAUUCAUUAAUAGUUUUAAUUAAAUGUUCCAUAUUUUAAACGUUUU